This is a messenger RNA of Pomacea canaliculata, 957 nucleotides long. RefSeq lists its product as uncharacterized. The record is from RefSeq and is a predicted model, not a curated record. NCBI's taxonomy places the organism in Eukaryota, Metazoa, Mollusca, Gastropoda, Architaenioglossa, Ampullariidae. The transcript has 5 exons. Bases 206 to 790 code for a protein of 194 amino acids.
GGUGACUCGAAGUCAUAUGACAGGAGCAAAAAAAAAAAAGGCUAAUAUCCGCUUACUAACAGGCUGAGUUUCAGCAAUGGCUACAUGUAUCAAAGAAGGAUAUGAGGAAAAGUGACAGCACAACACUAGUCUGAAUCAAUGAAGUAAGUAAUUACCUACACAACAAUCCACACACCACUCGUGAUAUACCAUUGUACUCAGACUGAUGACAGUUACAAGCAGAACAAGAACCUGUAUCCUUAAAAUGGAUUCGUUGGCCCGGAAGUUCUUACUAUUGUUGUGUUGCCUGUGUUUUUCGCGAACUUCAACACAAGAAAUGAGCAGAUGCGAUGCCCCACCUGUUCAUUCUCUUCAAGAUGCUGUCCUCACUUGUCACUUUCCCGAAGACCUUAGUGUCAGCAAGAAAGGUUUCACAGUCUAUCACUACGUUAACCGUCAAAGUGCAGACGCUGUUUUAGACUGUUGGUGGGUUGGAGGUGCUCUGGGCUGCUACACAAAAUCAGGUUUCGAGUACGACAAAAAACUGAGCCGCACUCUCAAGAUUACAAUCCGUCACGUGACCUCUGCACGUACAGGUACAUACGGGUGUCAAGUGGACGGCUAUGGCCCCAGCGACCUGGGACAAUGUCAGCUCAACUUAACACUGGGUGAAAACAACACGUGUAAUGUAUCAAAUGUGGCUAAUGGUUCCCAAAUCGCUCUAACCUGUUUCUUUAACGAAAAUGUUCAGAAAACACAAAACAGCUUUUCUGUCUACAGACACAAUGGUCAUGAGAAACUAGGUAAGUGAAUCAUGCACACUCAUAUAUUCUAAGGCGCAAGAGAACACGUAUAUACUAGUAUGCAUGAGCAGACCGUGCAACACACUGUGAGACUCGAAAAGGCAAUUGCAAACUAACAUUUUUAGUUAAAAUACAUUCUAUUUUGUCUAGUUUUGUUCUUUGCAUGUCGAUUAUA